Messenger RNA from Aspergillus tanneri, 1260 nucleotides. RefSeq lists its product as uncharacterized. The record is from RefSeq and is a predicted model, not a curated record. The transcript is spliced from 2 exons. The coding region runs from base 1 to 1260 and encodes 419 amino acids. Lineage: Eukaryota; Fungi; Ascomycota; Eurotiomycetes; Eurotiales; Aspergillaceae.
AUGUACAUUCCGCCUCAAUCGGGACGACUUGAUGCCCGCCAAUAUGAGGUCGGUCUGGACAAGCGACAGAACAAUUCAGGAAGCAAAAAUAACAUCGUUAUUAUUUGUGCUGCAUGUAUUUCCUUUACGGUGGCUUUUAUUUUGAUGAUGUAUUUCGCCUUGCGCGCCCUCCGCCGAAUGAACUGUCGUCCGAAAUAUAUUCCCGGCAAGUACUUGAAGGAUAAAUGGAAUCGAUGGCCUGUGGGGCCUGCCUAUGGUCAAGUGCCCGACAGCCAAGAGGGGAACAAUGCACACAACAACACCUCGGGGAGAGGGUCGGAGAUGAACACCAACAGUGCUGUCCGUCGAGAUACAUCAGUCCGCUCGGUGAUCACCCUUCCCGCCUAUUCGUCGAGCCCGAAGCCCACAGAGCAAGUCAUUGCUCGCGAAGGAGAACGCGGUGGAAUGGAUGUUGUCCUCGAAUUUCCCGAAACCGCCGACGAAGAAGAAGCCCGCAGAGAGGAAUUGAUGGAUUCCCUGUACCAAAUCCGUCAGCAGCGGCGACAGGAACAGGCCGAACGGGAGGCUCGGCGACAAGAGCGUCGCGAAGCUCGUGCCCGUGGUGACUAUAUCCGCCUGGAGCAGCUGCGCAUGCAGAGUCGGGCCCGGACCCAGAGUCGCGCCUCCGUCAACGGCAGCAAUACCAACCUGACUGCGGUGUUGGCCACGGUGGAACAGCAGUCUCGGGGCCGUGACAGGAGGAUCUCUAGUGUCUCCUAUGCCGCUUUAGGCCAGGUUCGGCAUGACGGCUCGCGUGUUCGCGCUAGAUCGCCAGAUUCCGAUCGUCAUCCUCUGUUGUCCAACACUGAUUCCAUCAACACGGAGGGACCAGAUCGGUCAUCCGGUUCAAUGCUGAUGAGCGUCCACUCGCGAGGCGAGUCUUAUUCCUCGAUGCAAUCCACGCCCUCUGAAACCGAUGCUCUGACCCGUCACCACUCUCAAACUCCCUCUGAUCAUUCAGCAGGCCAGGAGGGAGACGUUGGAAGCCUCAGCAUUCCACCUCCGGACUACGAACACUUGGAUUGGGGGGAUGCGCCGCCGUAUGAAAGCCCAGUAUUGGACCGAGGAGAACGUCCUCCCCAAUUGCGGGAAUUAACUCCACUGCCGACAAUUCAAAUCGAUAUGGCCAGCCCCGCCAGCAACACUCCUACUACUCCCACAAGCCACCAGCCAGGGGACGAAAAUCGCCCUCCGGAACAAUCUCUAAACUUGACUGCUUAA